Hyphopichia burtonii NRRL Y-1933 is the source of this 690-nucleotide messenger RNA. It is a transcript of the gene SYS1, whose product is annotated as Sys1p. The coding region runs from base 31 to 612 and encodes 193 amino acids. The transcript has a single exon. Gene Ontology annotation, biological process: Golgi to endosome transport; Golgi to plasma membrane protein transport; protein localization to Golgi apparatus. The record is from RefSeq and is a predicted model, not a curated record. Lineage: Eukaryota; Fungi; Ascomycota; Pichiomycetes; Serinales; Debaryomycetaceae. Gene Ontology annotation, cellular component: Golgi membrane; trans-Golgi network.
CCUCAACUUCAACAUAAUAACUUGGACAAGAUGACAUUUUUCAGAAACGGCUACAGACGAUUGGUGGCAGGAUCUCAGGAUCACGAUAUAAAUAACCCAUCAAAGCUAUUUUUCCAAAUCAUAAUACUACAAUGCUUUUAUUAUUUGACGGCACUAAUUAUCUUUUACUUGGUAGCAUCACUAAACGGAUAUGAUUUCAAAGUCGAUUGGAUAUUUCUGUGGGAGCUCAUUACUCUGAAUAAUGCAAUGGGGUUAAUGCUUUUCGCGUUAUGGCUUUUUGAUGCCCUCUUGUGUGUUUUAUUUGUUACUAUUGUUGUUGGUAGAUCUAAGAUGGUCUGGGAUUUCGCUCUUACAAUUCAUAUCAUCAACUUGAUAGUUGUAUGGGUUUAUUCAGGAAAGUUUCCUACUUCGGUAUUAUGGUGGUGUCUCCAAAUUUUAAGCAGUAUAAUCCUUUUGUCAUUGUCUACAUAUCUGACAAGAUGGAAAGAGUUGAGAACUACAUUUUUUGAAAAUAUGCUAGAUCAACAGGAGUUGGGUGAAGUACAACAUCCAUCUCAACCUAUUGAAAUGCAUAACUUGGAUGCAGAAACCCAAGGAUCCCUGUCGAAAUAAUAACCAAUAUUCUUUUGUUCAUUUUGUAUUUACAAUUAUAUAGCAUACUAUUCUUAAUAAACAUCAUCUUUAAUGGGG